UUGAGUGAUAAGUGUAUUGGUAAUGCCCAGAAUGGCUGUUCUAUGGAAAGUGGUGGUAAUUGCGGUGGUUAUGAUACAGUUCGUGAAGAGUGUCUUUGGCGAUGAUUUUAUUGAGUUAUCACAGUACCACCGAAUGCCACCGCUGGCCAAGUUUGACGACUAUGAUCUGUGCAUGGAAGACGUCCCCGAAGGCCAGAUAGCAACGUACUGCGUCGCGCGGGUCGUCAUCAAACCGGACAACGGCUCCGACCUGUGGCACUUGAUUGAGGACUUUUCCAAAGACUGGAAACGGCAUCACAACCAUGCUUUGCUGGAUCGGGGAAUUUGUCUGGCACAGUGCAAACAGUUGAUUCAGAGUCUUCCGAAUGCCACCAGACAGGCACUCAAGGUGGACAAGUUUGAGAUCGAUUUUCCGUACAUCGUGGAUGUAACCGUUUUCAAAAAUACUCUGAACGAUCAGAAGCGCUACGGAGACCUGAUCGAGGCUUGCGUCAACUAUGAACUGAAUGCGACCUACCAACUGCGAGGAUACACCGAAAUCGAGAUCUGCGACAGGAAUGAUGAACAGUUUGAAACAGAUUCUUUGGAUUUGUCGUUCCUAAUUGUUACGGCAGUGCUAGUGCUUUUCAUGAUCCUGUCUAGUUGGUAUGAUAAGGCCAUCAACUACAAACAAGAUGUUGUCCAUUACAAAAGCGUGUUGCCGAACAAAAAGCAAUCAUUCCUGGUCUCAUUCUCAAUUCUUCGGAACUGGUACCGCCUGACGUCUCGGUCGGAUGAUCCCCUGAGCAGGGAUCUCCGCUUUUUGCAAGCCAUUCGGUUCCUUACGAUGUACUUGGUCAUAUCCGGGCAUUCGGCGUUCGUCUUCUACAUCCUUCCAACGCAGAAUGCUUCCAAAAAGGAGAUGCUCUACCACAAACUCGGAACCAUGAUCUUCACCGGCGGGGUACAAAUCACGCAAACCUUCCUCGCCAUCAGUGGCUUCCUGCUAACGGUCCUCGUCUUGAACCACGCCGAAAAGCGAAAGUCCAGCCCGGGAAUCCUGUUCCUGCUGAAGGCAACCGUCUACCGGUACGUUCGUCUGACGCCGGUCUACGCGUACGUUAUCCUUCUGCAUGCCACGUGGCUGGUCAGGAUGCAGGAUGGACCCCGCUGGAAGCUGGGAGUGGAAACCGAACGGGCCUUCUGCCGACGGAAUUGGUGGACCAAUCUGCUGUACGUGAACAACUACGUCCACGCUGAUCAACCGUGUGUUCAGCAAGGAUGGUACCUGGGGUGUGAUUACCAACUGUUCAUGCUGGGAAGUUUGCUGAUGAUUCUGAUUAUAAAGUUCCGCAAGUUCACAAACUUUAUUGUCUCGAUUGCAAUUAUACUGGCGUAUCUGAUCCCUGCCUUAUUCAUCUACAUCCAGGAGAUGGAGGGUGUAUUCUUGGUGACACCACAUGCUCAACGUUUCGUGUUAUGGUUUGACCAGUUCUACCAGAAGUCGUACAUUCCAUUACACAUGAAUUUGGGAAACUAUCUAGCUGGAAUGUUGACGGGACUCAUAUACAUCCACCUAAAGAAAAACAACAUCAAUCCUGUUCAGAAAAGGUGGUUCCGCAUCCUGUGGUUCCUGAUCGUCCCACUUGCCAUCGGUAGCCUCCUGAUCCACUACAUCUUCUACGUGAACGACUUCGAGAAGCCGUCGCUAUGGAUAGCUAUCUACUUCCCGGUAAUGAAGUACACCUGGGGCUUUUUCAGUGGACUGUUCCUGAUCGGGUUCGUCAACGGUGUGGCACCGACUAUGAGGCGGAUCUUCCAUCACCGGGUGUUUGAACCGUUGGGUCGUCUGACGUACAGUGCCUAUCUGAUACAUGUGACGGUGAUGAGGCUUUUUGUGCUGAGCAACCGAUCGGCGAUACAUUUUAAUCAUAUUGGAUCGACUGUGGUGACCCUUGCUUCCCUGGCGUUUUCUUACAUGUUAGCAUUGUGCUUGUGCUUGGCUUUAGAACUACCCGUUUCAGCAUUGCAAAAGCUGGCAUUUGGUGGUAUAAAAGAAGAGCCCGAAAAACAAGGCGACACAGAUCCGGUCAAUAACGGAACCAUAAAAGGCGGAACUGAUCCUGUAAGACAUGCACAGAGCUCAGAUACAGGGGCUGUAUGAAAGUCAAAUAAAAACGAAGGUGAAAUAUUAUCCUUGUUGUUU
Molecule: messenger RNA, 2185 nt
Organism: Aedes albopictus (Asian tiger mosquito)
Lineage: Eukaryota; Metazoa; Arthropoda; Insecta; Diptera; Culicidae
Product: nose resistant to fluoxetine protein 6
Exons: 11
Coding region: 23-2143 (706 amino acids)
Molecular function (GO): acyltransferase activity, transferring groups other than amino-acyl groups
Source: RefSeq, a predicted model, not a curated record